Messenger RNA from Closterium sp. NIES-65, 3069 nucleotides. NCBI's taxonomy places the organism in Eukaryota, Viridiplantae, Streptophyta, Zygnematophyceae, Desmidiales, Closteriaceae. The record is from the annotation of a GenBank genome assembly.
AUGGCGACACUACGAAUUGAAGAGGAUGAAGCGGUUGAAGAAGGGGUGCAGAAAUUCUUCGACUUGUUGACGCGGCUUGAGGGAGCUGAUUUGAACUAUGAUGAGCUCCAAAAGAAGACCAAGUUGCUGGCCCUACUCCCUGAGUCAUGGUCCUCGCUCAUCAUCAGCCUUAAUCGCGACUUGCCCCGCCUCUCGCUUGAAGACGUGAAGCGAGCUAUCCUUCAAGAGGAUUUCCGCCGCCGUGAGUUGGCGAGUGCGGAUGGCGCUGGGGCAGCGAGCAUCGGCCGUGGAUAUGGUCGAGGAAGAGGUAGAGGACGAGGGGGAGGAAGGUUUGGUGGCAGCAACUUCGGCGGAGGCCGCGGGAGUGGCGGUUACGGCAGCGACGACAAGAGCUACGGACGCGGUCGCGGCCGAUUCGACGGCGAGUGUCACUAUUGCCACAAGAGCGGACACAUGUGGCGCGACUGCUACAAACUCCCUGAUGGUUGGACCCCUGCUCAAGGCCAAGAGGGUAGAGGAGCAGGAGGAGGGAGAGGAAGAGGCCGUGGAGGCCGUGGCGGUCGCGGUGGCGGAGCUGCAAACAUGAAGAGCGGAGACAACGACAAGGACCCGAGCAACGAUCGGUACCCGGGUCUAUUCUACUUCGUGUCGACGCAAGUACCGACUGGUCCAGAGAAGGAUGAAGGCUUUGAGGAGCCAGCAGCUGUGGGGAAGGUGGCUCUACACCCUCUGGACUAUUGGGUGAUCGAUAGUGGCGCUACCUAUAGCAUGACACCUCGCCCGGACUUGCUCACCGAACUCGAACCGUCACCGGUGAAGCAUGUCACAUCAGCUUUGGGGCAGCGAGCGGAGGUGAAAGGCAUGGGCAAGGCCAUGUUUAAGGGUGCUGAUGGGAAGAUGGUGGGCCUCAAGAAUGUGCUUUGGGUGCCCAGCCUUGCUGCCAACCUGAUUUCCGUGCGGCCGUUGGCAAAGGCCGGCAUGGACACGAACUCAAAGGGAGCCAAGACCUACACUGCAAGGCUUGGCGAUCGGAUUCUUUGGGACCUUCAUGAGGACAGAGAUGUCUACAACGAGAUGUGGCAGAUCCCUGUGGUCCCAAUGCCUAAGGAGAGGCAAGUGGCAGCAAGCGUCAGCACCAAAGGUGGAGCGGUUGGUAGCGGCGAUUGCGCGGACGGUCGCGCUAAGGAGAAGGAGUCCAAGAAGUGCAAUCUUGGAGGGACCAGCAAGCUUGGUGAACCUAUGGAGAGAGGUGCAGCAGCCAAGGAGCAGCAAAAGGGUGAGGAGAACCCCGAGGCAGCAGCGGAGGAGGACUACGGAGAGAGUAUGUGGGGCGCUAUUGCGAGCGCGGCAUUCUCCAAUCCAACUUCGGCUAAGGGGGAGUGUGAUUGGCUCACCUUGCAUCGGCGCAUGGGGCAUGUGGCCCUGCCCAUCUUGCAGCAGCUAGUAAAGAAUGAGAUGGUUGCUGGCAUACGUGUGAAGGGGGAGCCCGAUGAGGUACUUGGCUGCCCGACGUGCAUGCAAGCCAAGUUCACCCGUUUCCCAUUCUCUAGUUCGGAGGCAACGGCUAAGGCACCACUUGAUGAGGUGGUGAUGGACGUGGUGGGCCCCCUGAAGCUUGGAGCUGCUGGAGCUGAGUACUUCCUCACUAUUGUGGACGUCUACACCCGUAUGACUUGGGUGUACGUGCUGGCCAAGAAGAGCGACGUGGCUGAAACGUUGAAGGCGGAUUGGUUCCCGAUGGUGGAGCGGCAACAAGACCGUCUAGUCAAGUCAAUCCGUACCGAUCGAGGGGGAGAGUUCCUGAGCAAGGAGUUUGGGUUGUGGCUGAAGAAGAAUGGUAAUCGGCACUCCCUCACCAUGCCAUACUCCCCUGCAAUGAACGGCAUCGCUGAGCGAGCGAACCGCACAAUCACGGAGGCGGCACGCGGGUUGCUUAUUGAAGCCGGGCUACCCGACUAUUUCUGGCCUGAUGCGGUGCGGAGCGCGUGUGUGGCCAAGAACCGAGCCUUGACUCAUGUGGGAGCAGACAAAUGGGUGCCCUAUGUGGAGUGGCUAGGAAGGAAGCCAAAGGUGGAUAUGCUUCGGGCGUUCGGGUGCAUGUGCAUGGCGCUCGCGCCUAAGCAUCUUCGGCACAACAAGCUUGGUGCCAAGGCGGUGUGGGCCGUGCACUUGGGCAUGGCUCAAAACAGCAAGGGAUGGCUUCUUUGGGACCCAUUCACCAAGAAGUUCUUGGUGAGCAGGGACUGCAAGUUCAUGGAGAACUUCAUGUACAAAGAUUGGAUGGCGGAGAAUGAGGCGAAGAUAGGCGUGCGGUUUGGGGAGGUGAAGAGUUCCGGUUUGGAGCAUGUGGAGCUGCCUUUGGAGCUGAGCAGCGGCAGCACAACCACAAGGCAAUCCUCCCUUGUGAAUGGGGGAGGGGAGGCCAAUGAUGCAGAGGAAGAAGAGGAGGAGGUGCAGCAAGUGAGCGAGCGUGCACCGUCACUCCCUUCCCGUACUACGAGUGCUCCACGGAUUCGAGCCACACCGCAGCAACGCCAAGGCCUUCAAGUCCCUGCAGCUGAGGAGGAAGGAAGGGGCAAGAGGAGAGUUCAACCCCCUAAUAGGCUGACCUAUGAUGCGCUGGGAAAGCAGGGCAAGACAGCCCUGGCCGGAGCGGCAAUGAUGGUCGGAGACGACGAGGAGAGUGACUACGAGGAGUGUGCCUUCGCGUUCUUCUCUCCGGUGGAGAUGCCGGGAGAACCAGCAACUCUCAAGGAGGCUUUGGAGAGUAGUGAUGCUGAGGAGUGGAAGAAGGCCAUGGAGAGUGAGCUGAAGAGCAUCAAGGAGAAUGACACGUUUGAAUUGGUGGAGCUACCGGAGGGGCGUACGGCGAUAACGUCCAAGUGGCUCUUCAAAAUCAAGUCGGAUGCCGACGGCAAGAUCGAGCGCUACAAGUCUAGGCUUGUAGCCAAGGGGUACCAGCAGAAGGAGAAGGUGGACUUCAAGGAACUGUUUGCCCCUGUGGUGAAGCCGACGACGCUGCGAACCCUAUUCGCGGGAGCCGCCAUCAAAGGAUGGGGCAUGGGAUAA